Messenger RNA from Austrofundulus limnaeus, 1671 nucleotides. Its product is annotated as glycogen [starch] synthase, muscle. Gene Ontology annotation, cellular component: cytoplasm. Lineage: Eukaryota; Metazoa; Chordata; Actinopteri; Cyprinodontiformes; Rivulidae. The record is from RefSeq and is a predicted model, not a curated record. Gene Ontology annotation, biological process: glycogen biosynthetic process. Gene Ontology annotation, molecular function: alpha-1,4-glucan glucosyltransferase (UDP-glucose donor) activity.
GACAUUUAACCGAAGCCGCCGCCCCCCUUUUCCCCACUCCACUGUUACCCACCUUUUGGGAUUGACCGCGACAGCUGCCGAUGUUUAGCUGAUUUUCGUGAAGCUGGGACAAAGCCGAAGGCAUGCCGCUGGCUCGCAGCCUGUCCGUCACAUCCCUGUCGGGACUCGAGGAUUGGGAUGAGGAGUUUGAUUUGGAGGAUGCAGUUCUUUUUGAAAUAGCUUGGGAGGUUGCUAACAAAGUUGGAGGCAUCUACACCGUCAUCCAGACCAAAGCCCGGAUGACCGCAGAGGAAUGGGGAGAGAACUAUUUCCUCGUGGGUCCCUACGUUGAGAGCAACGUGCGCACGCAAGUGGAGCUGAUCGAACCCACCAACCCGGUGCUGAAGAGCACCAUUGACAAAAUGAACUCCAGUGGGUGUAAGAUCUACUUCGGCCGCUGGCUCAUUGAAGGCAGCCCUUAUGUAGUUCUGAUUGACGUCGGCUUCACCGCCUGGUCUCUGGACCGCUGGAAGAGCGAGCUGUGGGAGCACUGUGGCGUCGGCGUGCCGUGGUUUGACCGCGAGGCCAAUGACGCCGUGCUGUUUGGCUUCUUGACGGCCUGGCUCCUGGGAGAGUAUGCAGCCCAGAGCGAGGAUCCUCCACACAUUGUGGCUCAUUUCCAUGAGUGGCUGGCUGGCCUGGGUCUGGUGUUGUGCCGACAGAGACAGCUGCCCAUCGCAACUGUGUUCACGACUCACGCUACGCUGCUGGGACGCUACCUGUGUGCUGGAAGUGUGGACUUCUACAACAACCUUGCACAGUUCAACGUGGAUAAGGAAGCGGGGGAUCGACAGAUCUACCAUCGUUACUGUUUGGAGCGAGCGGCUGCUCACUGCGCCCACGUUUUCACCACCGUGUCGCAAAUCACAGCGAUCGAGGCGGAGCACCUGCUGAAGAGGAAACCAGACAUCAUCACUCCCAAUGGGCUCAAUGUGAAGAAGUUCUCUGCUAUGCACGAGUUUCAAAACCUCCAUGCUCAGAGCAAGAGUCGCAUUCAGGAGUUCAUCAGGGGACACUUCUAUGGGCACCUCGACUUCAACCUGGACAAGUGUUUGUUCCUCUUUAUAGCUGGAAGGUACGAAUUCUCCAACAAAGGAGCCRACAUCUUUCUGGAGGCUUUAGCCAGACUCAACUAUCUGCUGAGGGUCAACCACAGUGACGUGACCGUUAUAGCUUUCUUCAUCAUGCCAGCUCGGACAAACAACUUCAAUGUGGAGACCUUAAAGGGCCAGGCAGUCAGGAAGCAGCUCUGGGAUACUGCUCAUACUGUGAAGGAGCGCUUUGGAAAGAAACUCUAUGAGUCACUACUAGUCGGGCAGCUGCCAGAUGUGUCAAAGAUGCUGGACAAAGAGGAUUUCACCAUCAUGAAGCGUGCCAUCUUUGCCACUCAGAGGCAGAGCCAGCCUCCGGUCUGCACCCACAACAUGCUGGAGGACAGCAGCGACCCCAUCCUUAACAGUGUCCGCCGCAUCGGCCUUUUCAACAGCUCUGCUGACCGAGUCAAGAUUAUCUUCCAUCCAGAGUUCCUCUCAUCUACCUCCCCUCUGCUUCCCAUGGACUAUGAGGAGUUCGUCAGAGGUUGCCACCUUGGUGUCUUCCCUUCUUACUAUGAGCCUUGGGGCUACACACCAG